This is a messenger RNA of Punctularia strigosozonata HHB-11173 SS5, 714 nucleotides long. Its product is annotated as Formate/nitrite transporter. Bases 1 to 714 code for a protein of 237 amino acids. The transcript is spliced from 10 exons. Gene Ontology annotation, molecular function: high-affinity secondary active nitrite transmembrane transporter activity. Lineage: Eukaryota; Fungi; Basidiomycota; Agaricomycetes; Corticiales; Punctulariaceae. Gene Ontology annotation, biological process: nitrite transport; transmembrane transport. The record is from RefSeq and is a predicted model, not a curated record. Gene Ontology annotation, cellular component: membrane.
AUGGAUCUCCCCAGCACGCUCAAACCCGGUGAGGUAGCAGCCGCGUUUAUCGAACAUGGCAUCGCGAAGCAUAGAACCCGCCUAGAAACGGUUUUCCUCAAGGCGUUUGCUGCUGGCGUAAUGCUGUCGUUCGGUGGUUUAUUGUCAGAAGUUACGGGAGGUGGCGCGACUGGUCUUACGGCGUCCAAUCCGGGUCUAGCAAAGGUCUUGAGCGGAUUCGUCUUUCCUGUUGGUUUGGUGAUGAUUGUACUCCAAGGCCAGGAGCUCCUAACGAGCAAUAUGAUGAUAUUCCCGAUGGCUCUCGUGAAGCGUGCCAUUCCAUGGUGGAGCCUCCCAGUGAACUGGAUUAUCGUUACAUUUGGGAACCUUUGCGGCAGUUUAUUCGUUGCUGGCGUACUUGUUAGAGCCACUGGUAUUAUCUCCACGGCCCCUUACGAAGCCUAUAUUCGGAGCUUUGCUAUUCAUAAAGCAGUAGAACCUGCGUGGCAUCAAAUCUUCCUUCGUGGUAUCGGCUGCAAUUGGCUCGUCUGCGUUGCUGUAUGGCAAGCAGCCGGCGCCCGUGAUACUAUCUCAAAGAUAUUCGCCAUCUGGAUACCAAUCUGGAUUUUCGUUGCAUGCGGAUUUGAUCACGUUGUUGCCAACAUGUUCUCGGUUCCCUUGGGUAUCAUGUUCCACGCGGAGGGUCUCACAGUUGCCGGUUACAUUCGCAAGUAA